ACUAAAUUGCAAUCUUCUCCCUCCUGCUUCUUGCUCUUCUCCCACGAAAGCCCACAGGCCUACAGUCUCACUUAUCAUAUACGUCUCCAUAGCCUUUUGCACUCCGAGACUGAGUAUUAGGAGCAGAAUGAGUUCCUUAAACUUUGCUCUCCCAUUAAUUCUAUUGUGGCUGAUUCUUUGUUUCUGUGAAGCGGAGCAGAAACUCAGCACUAAAGAAUGCGAGAAAUUAGGGUUCACUGGCCUCGCUCUUUGCUCCGACUGCCACACCUUCGCUGAAUACAUCAAAGAUCAAGAGCUGGUAUCUGAUUGUUUGAAGUGUUGUGCUGAAGAUUCUGAUGAUGCAACGAGCAAGGUUAUAUAUUCUGGUGCAAUUUUAGAGGUUUGCAUGAGGAAACUGGUUUUCUAUCCUGAACUAGUUGGCUUUAUCGAGGAAGAGAAGGAUAAAUUCCCAACAGUCCGUGUACAAUAUGCCUAUAAUUCUCCACCAAAGUUGAUCAUGUUGGAUGAAGAUGGGCAACUGAAGGAAACCAUUAGAGUUGAUAACUGGAAACGGGAACACAUACUGCACUUCCUAAAGGAGAAGGUUAAACCAUCAUCAGAAAUCUAACGUUUGAUCAUUUUCUGGCAACUAGUGAUCGACGGAAUUCUGCUUGGAUGUUAUUGUUAAUUGAUACCAUUUUAAACGAACGAGCAGAUGAUUAACAGAAGACAGGAGACCUUUCUGUAGUGAAUAUUGCUGGUCCUAAAACCCCCUUCUCUUAACGAAAUAAUCUGUUUAUGUCGAGAACAAGCUCGUGGCCAUUGUUUUAUGUCAGCAUUUCACUGAACGUCGUAUUUCAAAUGGCUUAUAAAUUCUUUU
Messenger RNA from Sesamum indicum (sesame), 859 nucleotides. RefSeq names its product selenoprotein family protein. NCBI's taxonomy places the organism in Eukaryota, Viridiplantae, Streptophyta, Magnoliopsida, Lamiales, Pedaliaceae. Gene Ontology annotation, cellular component: endoplasmic reticulum lumen. Gene Ontology annotation, molecular function: oxidoreductase activity. The record is from RefSeq and is a predicted model, not a curated record.